Molecule: messenger RNA, 813 nt
Organism: Lepus europaeus (European hare)
Lineage: Eukaryota; Metazoa; Chordata; Mammalia; Lagomorpha; Leporidae
Product: chymotrypsin-like elastase family member 3B
Exons: 8
Coding region: 1-813 (270 amino acids)
Biological process (GO): proteolysis
Molecular function (GO): serine-type endopeptidase activity
Source: RefSeq, a predicted model, not a curated record
AUGCUCCGGCUGCUGAGCACCCUCCUGCUUGUGGCCCUUGCCUCAGCCUCCGGCCAACCUUCCUUCCGCCCGUCCAUCCGGGUUGUCAAUGGCACCAGUGCAGUCCCCCACAGCUGGCCCUGGCAGGCCCUCUUGCUGAUAGAGCAGGGUGACUGGCUGAACAUAUACUGUGGCGGGACCCUCAUCAAACAUAACUGGGUUCUGACGGCUGCCCACUGCAUCUCGAACGAGAAAUACUGGGUUGCCUUGGGCGAGCAUGAUACAACUGUCUCCGAGGGAUCCGAGCAGCUCAUCCCCGUGGAGGCGAUCUACGUGCACCCACUUUACAACAACGAUGACGCAUCCCAGGGCUAUGACAUCGCCCUCCUGAAGCUGUUGUACAACGCCGAGCUGACAGAUGAAGUCAAACUCGCCUGCCUCCCUCCUGCUGGCUACAUCCUGCCCCACGGGACGGAAUGCUACAUCACUGGCUGGGGCAAUCUCAACACUAAUGGGCCAAUCCCGGACCAGCUACAGCAGGGGCUGCUGCCCGCGGUGGACCACCCACACUGCACCCAGCCGGACUGGUGGGGCUCGGCUGUGAAGGAGAUCCAUGUGUGCGCCGGCGGCGGUUACAGCUCUGCCUGCUACGGUGACUCCGGGGGACCCCUCAACUGCCGUGGAGUGAACUGCAAAUGGGAGGUCCACGGCGUGGUCAGCUUUGGUCCUGAAAUCUGCAACACUGAGAAGAAGCCCACGGUGUUCACCCGAGUGUCGGCCUACAUUGACUGGAUUAUUGGGAUCAUUGGUAGCGGCCUCGAGUGCUCGUGCUGA